UCAUCUAAUUGAGUGGAUGUUGAAGCUGAUUUAGCUCCGCAUUGCUCCUAACUAUUGAUAUAUUUGAUUUCUAAACGAGUGAAGGGAAGAAGGUUCAACAAGGCUCCCACCUGUGAGGUGGGUAAUUGAUGCUGCCAAAGGUUAAACUGUUGUACGAUUAAUCUCAUUCUUUACAGACUAAAAUUAAAACCUUUCUCUAGUAGCUGAAAUUAGACUCCACUGGUUACAAUUACACAUGUUUUUUCAAGAGAGAGGGGCAUCUUCAGAUCAUCAUCUCCUUUGUUGUAUAUUAAGAAUGUUUGAAAUGUAAUCUUGGGAACACAACAAGAACAUCAAAUUCUUCCAUGUUUUCCCUUCCCAAAGACCCUAAUGAAGUUGUUCUAUAUGUCGAAAGGUAGAAAAAGCGACAUGUGGAUAUGCAAGAAGAAGUUAAUAAGGAUAAUAACUUGGAUAUGGAAGUGGUUGUUAAGACUUCUAAUCAUAUCCAAGGGGUCACCUCUAUCAAUAAUUCUUCCCAUGAUCAAUGAACAAUGCAACUUUUUCACUUGGAACUGUAGAGGGACUAUGAGCAAGGACUUUAUGAGGGUUAGUAAAAACUACAUGUGUAUGUUUAAAGCUGAUAUGUUUGUCGCUCUUGAAACCAGAUUUGAUCCUGAGAAGCUGCAUAAGCAAAUGCAAAAGUUGGGCUUUGACAAGCUCGACUUUUUUUAGAAUAAAAGUUAUUCUGAAGGUAUAGUUGUGUCCUAGAGGUAUGAUAUUAUCGAGGUUGAAAUCGAGAUUAAGCAUUUCCAAUUUAUUCACAUGAAAAUUAAAGCUCAUAAUGGUAUCAUGUGGUACUUUACCCCAAUUUAUGCCAGUCUUAGGAAAAAGGGCAGACGAGAUCUUUGGGAUAAUCUUUUGAGGAUCUCUUAUAAUCUACAAGAUGGUUGGCUUCUUGGAUAGGACUGCAAUGAUAUUUUGCUUCCUACUGAGAAUAAAAGAUGGUAUUAUAGUCUCCAUCUGCAGUUGUGCCUUAUUUAGGGAUCAUAUUAAUUCUUGCAGUCUUCUUAAUAUGGAAUAUAUGGGUCAAAAGUAUACCUGGAAAGGCUCCAUUGAUCAUGGGGGACCUAUCUAUAUGAAAUACUUGAUCGUGCCUUAUGAAAUGUUACAUGGAGAAUUCUUUCUCCUGAUGCUUUUGUCAGGACCUUUCCUAGGGUGAACUUCUCUGAUCACCGCCCUCUUUUAAUAUCACUUAAGGAAUUCCAUCAAUAUGGUAGGCCAAGAACUUUCAAGUUUGAAUCUGCCUGGAUAUUUGAAGAUUCUUUUGAAGCCAUGCUUACCAGUACUUGGCAUCAAUCUAAUUCCUUCUUAACAAGCCUUGAGCCUGUCAAGAUUGCUUCCAGUUCUUGGAAUCUCCGUACUUUCAAAAGCCUCAUUCAGAAGAAGAAUAAGCUUUUGGGCAGAAUUUUGGGUAUUCAAAGGGUCUGUCAGGAGGGUAAAGGAGAUUUUGGUUUGGAGAAAAGGGAAAAUAAGCUUCAGCAAAAGUUAUCCUUGUUUCUCCAUCAAGAAGAAAUCAUGUGGUUCCGACGUUCUAAGAUAAAGUGGCUCUUUGAUGGUGAUAGAAACACUAAGUUUUACCACACUGUUGCAAUUCAAAGAAGAAGAAGGAAGAGUGUUAGCAUUAUCCAGUCUAAUUAUGGUGUAUGGAUUUAUGAUCCAAUCAAAUUUCAGCAAAUAUUUAAAGAAUAUCAAUGUGUUGUGAAGAUGUUUACAUCAAGGAAGAAAAUCAGCAAGGACAAGGGUGCUGAACCUACUGAAUUUGAGGAAUCAGUUGGACAGGCAUUGUUUGAUCUUGAAAACACCAACCAUGAGUUGAAGAGCGAGUUGAAAGAUUUAUACAUAAACUCUGCAGUCCAAGUUGAUGUUUCUGGCAACAUCCAUGUCCCAUACAGAUUGAGGAAGGGUUUCCGCAAAAUUCAUGUCAGGCUUGUUAGGGAGCUUGAGAAGAAAUUUAGCGGCAAGGAUGUAAUCCUGAUUGCCACCAGGAGAAUUGUAAGACCCCCAAAGAAGGGUUCAGCUGCUCAGCGCCCCCGCAGCCGAACACUCACUGCUGUGCAUGAGGCAAUGCUGGAGGAUGUUGUAUUGCCUGCUGAGAUUGUUGGGAAACGCACUAGGUACCGAGUUGAUGGAUCCAAGAUCAUGAAGGUAAAACUUUAGUAACAGGCAAAUAACAACUUCCAAAAAUUUAUAUGUUCAAUCAACAAAGCUAUUAAUUAAGCUAACAUGUGAUUUAGCAUGCUAAAGAGAGACAUGAUGUUGAGUUUGUGUUGACGGAAUUUUUGUGCUCCUCUUAUGCCGGUGUUUUUGGACCCAAAGGAAAGAAACAACACUGAGUACAAGCUGGAGACAUUUUCUGCAGUUUAUAGGAAACUGUCUGGCAAAGAUGUUGUGUUUGAGUAUCCCAUUACUGAGGCUUAGGUUCUUAGGUUCUGUUUCCCAGUUUUGAAUUUGUUUCAUGAAAUGCAUAUGAUGAAUGCUGCCAGUUAAAUUUUGUUUAAGUUGCCUUAAUUUCUGGAUUUUGUUUGGUGACUUUCAAAAAAAGUACUUUGUGGCCUAGUUAAGCAAUGUAGCUUUUGAUAUAUUUAUCUGAUUAAAAUUACUUGCUUUUUUUCUAAA
This is a messenger RNA of Lathyrus oleraceus (garden pea), 2655 nucleotides long. Its product is annotated as 40S ribosomal protein S7. Gene Ontology annotation, molecular function: structural constituent of ribosome. Gene Ontology annotation, biological process: translation; ribosomal small subunit biogenesis; rRNA processing. The coding region runs from base 1312 to 2196 and encodes 294 amino acids. Gene Ontology annotation, cellular component: ribosome; 90S preribosome; small-subunit processome. Lineage: Eukaryota; Viridiplantae; Streptophyta; Magnoliopsida; Fabales; Fabaceae. The transcript has 5 exons. The record is from RefSeq and is a predicted model, not a curated record.